AUGGUCAUCGAUGCCCUUCUAUUAUGCCAUCAGGAACAUCCGUGGGCCAAGUUUUGGGGAGAGUGCAAUGAGCAAAAAUGGGCUCUCGAUAAGUGCUUCCGGAUGGAAAAGGAGCAGCGCCGGCGCGCCAACUUUGCAGUGGCCAGUCGGGACGAUGGGGCCUGGUCGCAGAUUGUCAAGCAAAAAGAGGCCGAGCUGCGGGCAAAGAAAGAAGAGCCGUAA
Messenger RNA from Nannochloropsis gaditana CCMP526, 222 nucleotides. RefSeq names its product cytochrome c oxidase biogenesis protein cmc1-like protein. The record is from RefSeq and is a predicted model, not a curated record. The transcript has 3 exons. The coding region runs from base 1 to 222 and encodes 73 amino acids.